GUGUUUAUGUUGAAGGGGUAGCAGUCGGCGGAAGUCGUGCUUCAGGAGGAGGAAGCUGACAGCAUGUGGGAUGAAGGCUGCGAAGCACACGCCGCACAGCAGCACGGAGGAGUAAUGAUGAGAGGCUGAGCUCUCCACAGCACAAGUUCAGUUCUUACACGACUCGUCAGAAAAUAGCUCAGCCAUGUCGGGAGUGUUAGCACGGCUGCUCUUCUACCCCACGUUAGCCUACAACGUUGUCAUGGAGAAGGUGUCCUCGAGACGGUGGUUUGACCGAGUGGAUGAAACUGUGAUCCUCGGAGCGCUGCCGUUCAGGUCCAUGACCAAACAGCUGGUGGAAACAGAAAAUGUUCGAGGGGUGAUCACCAUGAACGAAGAGUACGAGACCAAAUAUUUCUGCAACUCAGCCCAGGAGUGGCAGGCUGCUGGUGUGGAGCAGCUCAGGCUUAGCACUGUGGACCUGACUGGUGUCCCCAGCAUGGAGAAUCUCCACAGAGGCGUGGAGUUUGCACUGCAGCAUAAAGAGCAGGGAACCAGUGUGUACGUGCACUGCAAGGCUGGACGUUCCCGGAGCGCCACAUUAGCUGCCGCCUACCUCAUACGGUUACACUGCUGGACUCCAGACGAGGCCUGUCAGAAGCUGGCAUCUGUUCGACCGCACAUCCUAGUACGCUCCGCUCAGCUGGAGAUGCUGAGGAAGUACUACCAGCAGAUAUGUGCACAGUCCAGCUGAGAAAGUGGGGCAGUGUGUCGGACCUCAUCGUGUUCCCACUGGAGGUGGGGGACGGCGACUCAGAGCCUUGAUCAAAACAACUGUAACAGGAAAUGCAACUGUUGCCUUUUCAGCAAGUGCUCUUUGGCAUGUGUACAGCUGCAGAACAGAACAUGUUGUUUAUCUGUUUUUGUUACUCUUUAAUAUAAUUUUGUUGAAAGAAAAUUUUCUUUUUAUAUUUGAUUUCCAGCCACGUUAUUCUGUUUUAACUAACAAACUAAGACAAAUCACUGCAAUGCUCUCCACAUUUGUUUUUAAAAAAAGAAAACACUCCCCUCAGAGCCGGCUGACGUCAGCUGGAGUUUAGUCAACAGGAUGAGAACACUGUAGUAAAUAAUUCAGUAAUGAAGGUGUUUCUGUGUAGACUGGAAAAUAUUUGCUUUAUAUUUUUCUGCAGUGCCUCAUAAUGUAAAAAAAUGA
Pundamilia nyererei is the source of this 1192-nucleotide messenger RNA. RefSeq names its product protein tyrosine phosphatase mitochondrial 1 (gene ptpmt1). The transcript is spliced from 4 exons. Lineage: Eukaryota; Metazoa; Chordata; Actinopteri; Cichliformes; Cichlidae. Bases 185 to 733 code for a protein of 182 amino acids. The record is from RefSeq and is a predicted model, not a curated record. Gene Ontology annotation, biological process: protein dephosphorylation. Gene Ontology annotation, molecular function: phosphoprotein phosphatase activity; phosphatidylglycerophosphatase activity; phosphatidylinositol-4,5-bisphosphate 5-phosphatase activity.